GGUUCCAACCCUGGAUCGGGGAACUUCCACCUGCUGUAUGUGUGGCCAAAAAGAAAAAUAAUGUUCAGUGGGGAGUUACCACUGGGUGAUUGCAACAAAGCUGUUGUAGAAUCGAGUUGCUGAAUUGGAUUGGAAGUCAUGAUGGUUGGAGUUGAGGAAGGAAGGGAGAGGGCAGGAGUUAAGUGGGUCAUCCAGCAGGAGCGCUGCAUCCUGACGUUUAUCUAUCUUCAGGGUGAGCAGCGCCGAUGCCAUUAGCAGGUCUGAUUCACCGAAUAAUGGAGGAGGCGAAUCAGACUGAGAUGAUCCACUUCCACUUCCGCCCCUUCUCCAAACUCCCCGAGGUGCAGAUGCUGAUUUUCGUGACCUUCCUGAUUAUGUACCUGGUCAGCAUCAGCGGCAACAGCUCCAUUGCUCUCAUCAUCUGGAUCUACCGUUCCCUCCACACCCCCAUGUACUUCUUCCUGGCCAGCCUGGCCGUCCUGGAGAUCUGCUACUCUUCUACCAUUGCCCCUCUGACUCUGGCCAGCAUCCUGUCCAUGGAGAAAACCCUCAUCUCCCUGCCUGGCUGUGGUGCCCAGAUGUUCUUCUUCAUAUUCCUGGGCAGUGCGGACUGCGUGCUGCUGGCCAUCAUGGCCUAUGACAGGUUUGUGGCCAUCUGCCACCCUUUGCAUUACACCCUCAUGAUGAGCUGGCGGUUGUGUGCCCGACUGGCCCUGGGCUCCCUGGCACUGGGCUUCAUCUUGGCCAUGCAGCUGACUGUGCUCAUCUUCCGACUCCCCUUCUGCAGCAGCAAGGAAGUCGGCAUGUUCUAUUGUGAUGUCCUUCCCGUCAUGAGGUUGGCCUGUGCAGAUACCCGGGUCCACGAGGCCACUUUGUUUGUGGUUGGUGUCACUGUCCUCACCAUACCCUUCCUGCUCAUCGCCCUCUCCUAUGUCUUCAUCGUGGCCGCCAUCCUCAAGAUCCGCUCUGCAGAGGGGAGGCACAAGGCCUUCUCCACCUGCUCCUCCCACCUGACCGUGGUCCUGCUCCAGUACGGAGGUGGGAGCCUCAUCUACCUGUGCCCCAGCUCCAGCUACUCUCCAGAGAGGGGCCAGGUCGUGUCUGUGGUUUACACGUUCAUCACCCCCAUGCUGAACCCCUUGAUCUACAGUCUGAGGAACAGAGAGCUUAAGGAUGCUCUGAAAAGAGCAACGAUGAGGUUCCUGCCGUCCUAAACACAGCAAAUGCCCUGGAUGUUCCUCUGCAACAUUGCCGGCUGGAGACAAGUAGAGAGAUAUGCUCUCUGAAAGAUGGGGAGAAAAUGGGGCUAAAAGGUGAUUUUUUUUUUUUUUAAAUGGGCCGUACCUGUGGCAUAUGGAGGUUCCCAGGCUAGGGGUUGAAUCGGAGCUUCAGCUACUUGCCUACA
Molecule: messenger RNA, 1405 nt
Organism: Sus scrofa (pig)
Lineage: Eukaryota; Metazoa; Chordata; Mammalia; Artiodactyla; Suidae
Product: olfactory receptor 10V1-like
Biological process (GO): G protein-coupled receptor signaling pathway
Cellular component (GO): membrane
Molecular function (GO): olfactory receptor activity; G protein-coupled receptor activity
Source: RefSeq, a predicted model, not a curated record